UUCUGCUCAAAAUGCAAAUAUUUGAUCUGCUGCAGUAUCUCUUAGUCCUGCAGAUUACUUACACUGGUAUGUAUACGCUUCUCUCGUAAAUGCUGAUUAACGGAGUGGGGACAGGGGAUAUCUUCAUGAGUUGCUGACAGGGCCUCGUUCACAGUGGACCAGAUUCCUGAGCAGGUGACGAAGACAGAGGGAGAAAAUGUGUCAAUUUACUGCACCUACCCAAUCUUCGCUCAGAACUCAUUGGUGGAUGUUUAUUGGAGGAAAGGGGAACAAAAACAAUUUAUAGAUGCUACUGCAGAGAGAAGGAUGAGUAUUAUAACUUCAGAGCAAGGUUCUGCCGAAUUGCAUAUCCUCGGGGUGAGCUUCAGAGACUCUGGAAUCUAUUAUUGCAGUGUGAGUGACUGGACCAGAAAGUUUUCCCAUGGCAAUGGCACGAGCGUUAUUGUACACGUUCCGCCGGCGCCGUUGAAAAUCACCGAAGAGAACGCUCCUUCCGUGGCGCUGACGUGCACAACUGCUGCUUUUUUCCCGAAGAACUAUGAGCUCAUAUGGCAUAAAAAUGAAAUGGAAAUCACUUCUGGAAUACAUACCACACAAAUACAGAACGAGGAGGGAUUAUAUCUCGUUUCAAGCUCCCUCAAUGUAAUAGAAAGCUGGUCUGUUUAUACUUGCCAGGUGUUUCAUGAAUCUAUGACGGCGCCAAUAUCCGAGUAUUAUAGAAUCCGAUUGGGAACCAGAGACAAGUUCAUCUUCAUCCUGACGGGUGCACUUGCAGCCUGCGGAGUCAUUAUCCUCGCACUGUUGUUACUUAUCAGGCGUUUCAGAGUAGACAGGACUGAAGUAGCAGCCGAAAAUGAUGAGACCUUAAGUCGCUACCAGGAAAAUCAGGCUUCAGAAAGACAAGAUGCCGGCAGUCCUUCUUAUGCGGAUCUAAACUUUAAAAGGGAUAAUAAAAGCAAGAAAGUCAGAUCUGAAGCCGAACUCACUAAUGCACUGAUCAUACAAGGAACUGAGGAUAAACUUAUUUAUACAUGUGUGGAUCUCGCCGCUUCUCAGAAAAACGCAAGAAGAGUGCAGAAGACUCAUGAGACCGAGUAUGCAGGAAUAAAGAUAAAGGAAGAGGCGAGAAAUCUGGAAACGAAAAGAACAGCGUAUAGCCAUUGAUGAUUGUAUUACACGCUACUGGCCAUCGUGGUGUCCCGAGAUCAAUCAUACUAUGUUACUGUUUUGUAACAACUGUGGAGUAAGCAUAGGAUUUUAAUGAGAAAUCACCAACUCCAACAACACAAAACAGCUAAGAUUAAUGAACCAUUAAAUAGAAGAUUGUAUUUAGCGCAUCAAGUAUAUAGAAACGAAGUCCCUAUUAGCAGUAUUGGGCCCGCAUCACACGACACUUUCCUGUAUAAUCACCAGUUCAAAUACAUUUUAACUGUUGGUUGUAGCUGCCUCCAUUACCUUCCGGGCAGCUCAUUCCAAAUAAACUACACCCUAUUACUUAAAUACACACUCUUCUUUUAAAUAUCACCCUGUCAUUUAGAACAGUUGUUCUCAAGUUCCAGACUCCCCAGCCGUAGUAAAAUCACACUGUCUAUCUGUCACAACGGGGGCGUUGAAGGCAGAACCAAAUGCAAGACACGGACACUGAAGUACAAGGAACAGGAUACGACGAGAGGCUGGAGUUAGGGACGUAACUGGAUGCAGACUAGGAGCUGAGACAAGAGCAAAGACUUGGGCUAGGACAUUGUCUAGGCUAGCAGGACCAGGACAAGGAACUGGGAGCUAAGAGCCUGGGCCUGGACCCCGAGUGAGAGACUGGACAAGCACCCAGAAACUGGAUCUUGACUCGGGCUCGGACCCUGGAAGUAGGCGAGGACAUGGCAUGCCUGCAGGACAGGACAUGGCUUUGGUCCCUCGAGGCUUGGGUUCGGACUCCGAGCCAGAGACCGGACAAGGACACAGAACCUGCGACUUAACUCGGUCUCGGACUCCGGAACUAUGCGAAGAAAUUACGUGGUGUUGGGAGACAGAACUUGGCGAGGCUACAGGACAGAACGAGGGACUCCUGGGCAAGACCAGGGAACUCCAAUACAAGACGAGGGAACUCCAACACAGGACGCAGCACAUGGACAGGGCGAGAACACGAAGCCUUGACUUGGUCGAUGGAGACAGGAACGCAGAGCCUCGUUCGAGGGAGACAGGAGUGCAGAGACAUGGAAUUCAGGGCCGGGACCCCUCCUUGGGUACAGGACUUGGGGCCGGGGUUCUACACAGAGCAAAGACCCCUCCUAGAGAGCAGAACGUACAACCGUGUGUCGUACACAGAACGCAAAGAAAAAGCUACUAACACAAGGUAGCGGCACACGGCCGAACCUACCUAUUGACGGCGUGGACAUAGAGAAACAGUUCCAAACAACGACAGGCAGUCUCUUAUCCAGACACAGCAAGGCCCCGGUCUCGCUCCAACGGUUGAACUUGACAGUGGUUCAGGCGAGGCUUCAGGCGAGACAAAGGGUGCAGGCGAGGCAGGGCUUAAAGGCGAGGCAAGGCAAGGCUACAGACACUAGAUGCAGAGCAAGGCUUAAGGCACCAAUUGUAGGGCAAGGCUUCAGGAGGAACGGACGAGAAGGGAUCCAGACAGGGGGUUUUAACGGGAACAAUCCAGCAACUGAAGCUGAAUUAAGGAGCUAUUUAUGUAGCCAGCACAAAAUGCGAAUCAGCUGCCUCAAUUAGAGCACCCAACAGAAAAAAAAAGAAGAAAAGCUGAAAAUCUGGAAUAAGGAACGAUGGACCAGACGGUGAACCGGAAUCCGGAGUUCAUGGACUGAACCAUAACACUAUCUGCCUUACAUGUGCCUCUCAUACAUAAACAAACUUCCACAAGGUCAUCCUCAACAUCGUAAUCCCAACCUAUCCAAUUGCUCCCUAAAACUACAUCUUAACAUUUCAGACAACAUCUAUACGUCGGCCUGAUCUAUUCCGUUUGCUGCUCCUGAGAUCUUUUCCGCAACAAUAUAAGUUAACUAUACUUGAAAGUAGCAAAUUUAAGCUCAUUAAUGGUAACGACAAAACAGUCAGAUUUUCAGGAAAGGUAACCUGUCUAUAUGUACCUGCACCCCAGCAAGCUUUUAAGUUCCUCUACAGUUCAGAAGCAAUUAUGGUUGGGCAAUUAAUACAUUCUCCAUGACGUGAACCACUCGUGAACAAAUUACAAUGAUUACUCAAACAGAUUGGAAAUAGCCUUCAAGUUACUUUACAUCCUUUCCUUUGGAAGAAAUGAUAUUUGUUCAAAGGUGUUGCCCCCUAUUUUGUUUAUUAACGGAUGGUAGCCACAAAGUGGUGGGAUAACACAAUCCAUAGUGUUACGAAUUGUAACGGUUUAGAAAUCUAGAGGACAGUAUUGCAUGAUAUUAUGUACAGCCUUCUUCUACCUAUGAGCGGUGCUUAGGAGCUCUGCUGAUCUUGCAGACCCAUUCAUUACUAUAGGCACAGCGUAUGUGACUACAAACACGUAACAAAAACAUUGCUGGAGUUUGAACUUAGGACUAGAUUUUCAACCAACAGGAGCACGACGUAAAUUUGUGCCAUAGCAUUCUUGUUUAGACUUUAUCAAGGACAAGAUUCCAAGACUUGCAAGGACUUGUUGGUAAAUUCUAAGAGCAUUCACAAUCGAGAAUAUUACUCCCUAC
Molecule: messenger RNA, 3686 nt
Organism: Mobula hypostoma (lesser devil ray)
Lineage: Eukaryota; Metazoa; Chordata; Chondrichthyes; Myliobatiformes; Myliobatidae
Product: tyrosine-protein phosphatase non-receptor type substrate 1-like
Exons: 7
Coding region: 307-1164 (285 amino acids)
Biological process (GO): regulation of cytokine production; T cell receptor signaling pathway
Cellular component (GO): external side of plasma membrane; plasma membrane
Molecular function (GO): signaling receptor binding
Source: RefSeq, a predicted model, not a curated record